CCUUUUCGUCACUCAGAAUUGGGCUUAAACAACCCCCAGCUCUCAACCAGAGCCAGACCCUCCACUUUUCAUAUUCUCAAGUUCUGUCACCUCUGCUAACUUUAACGUUCUGACGUCAUGUCUCCCCUGCUCGUGCCUCAUACAGCCGACUCCACCGUGACGUCACCCCGCGACGUCGCCCCGUUCUUGGUUACGCUCGACGCAGGAGGGGUUUUUAUGACGUCACCGCCCGGCUCCCUCGUGACGACGUCACGCCGUAAGCCCGUGUUUUAUUUUUGUCGACACAGCUCGUCGCAGCGUUACGUCGACCAACGUCACUUCCCGCGCUCAGCUGUAGGGGACGGGCAGAGGGCUCCGAGAGAGUUUCGCUCCCGAGGAUACUCGGCUCGCCCUGACGCCGCCGCCGUCUCACACACACCCCGCCGCGCACAUCGCGAGCGCGUUAGCAAGGAUUCUACCCACGGCCGUCGUCUCGUUCCUCCACACAGCCCUGCGGCGCGUGGGGGUGGCGGGCAGGCGAGACGCGGAGCCGCCCCGCAGACACUCGACAAUGGCGGAGGAGGCGCGGAGCGCGGCGCGGCCCGGGUCCCCGCGGCCCGGCUGCUCCUCGCGCGUGGCGAGGACGGGCGGCGUCGGCGCGGGCAGCGGCAGCAGCGUGGUGCACAGCCUGGCGCGACAGCGGCUCGGGCAGCAGCGCCUCGCCAGCGUGGUGCAGAUGCCAGAACCAGUACUGAAGUUACGAGACAAGCGAGCCAAGUGGAAUAACAUUCCCCAGUCAAUUCGCCGUCUCUACGACAACAGUCAACCACACAACAUCAAUUACACAGAAUGCAUCUCUACCCUCCAGGAUCUCAUUUCAUUGAUGACUGUGGAAGGGAUGGAUUACAGUGCCGAUUAUGGGAAGGUGCCCCAGCCAGCAAAGUUCAUUAAUGCCGACGUGUUUGACCUCUUUGGAGGAGUGGAGCUGCUCGUGGAUGUCCUGAUGAGACCAACGUUACUCCCACAGGACCAAAGCAAGCUUAGAAUACAAAUGCACCUGACCAAAGCGGUGCUGGAGGUGCUGCACAAUGUCUGCAUGUGUACGGAACGCGUGGCCAAGCGCCUCUCCGAGCGGCUGGAGUUCGUCAUGUAUCUCUUUACGCUGAUGUCAGAGAAGAGAGGCUACCUGCAGGCAGCCUCGCUCAUGGAAGACGUGCUGGGCACAAAAAAGGAGAUGAUCCUGCUGGAGGAGAUCCCGGACCUGGUGAAGCUCAUCGCCCGCUUCGACCAGCACCAGUUCGCCAACUUCUGCCGUGUGCUCUCGGUGAUGGUGUCCGAGCUGGAGCCAGCGGGAGACGAGAACCAGACGCUGCUGGCUCAGAACGAGCAGCUGCGCAGGCACUGCAACCCCACGUCGGCCGAGGUGAACCAAGCAACGCUGCUGAACAUCCCGGGAAUCGUGAAGCGACUGUGCGAGCUCGCAACGCAGAAGACGACCGAGAGGCAGAGCCCUUUCGUCUUCCUGCAGGAGCUCGAGCACUGGCUCAACCUGAUGGACAACUCCAUCGCCCUGGACAUGACCACGUACAUCGUGGACGAGAGCGACUUGGAUACGAGCAUGGAGAUGGAGCACAGUGACCACCAUAUGAUCGACCAGCUCCCGCUCACCAUGCACGAGGUGUACAAGGUGGAGGUGCUCUACCUGCUGUGCGUGCUGCUGACGGGAAAGCACCGCGACCAGGUACACAAGCUGCUGGCAGAGUUCCGCUUGAUUCCUGGCCUGAAUGAUCUCUUCGAGAAGCUCAUCUGGAAAAAUCGCUCGCACAACCACCGGCUGCACAGCCCCAACCAGAACUGCGACUGCAGCCCAGACGUGGCUCUGAAGAUCCAAUUCUUGAGGCUCCUGCACAGCUUCAGCGACCAUCACGAGAAUAAGUAUUUACUUCUGAAUAGACGGGAGCUGAAGGAGCUCGGUGCCAUUGCGCUCGAAGCCAAAGUCUCAGAAACCAAAGCGGUGGUCAACACAGACAGGAGGCUGAUGUGUCAAGGGGAAAAAGGGCUCCUCUCCAAGCUCAUCGAGGUCAUGAAGGAGGAGCCCCCCGAGUCUUCGUUCAGAUUUUGGUUAGCGAGGGCAGUUGAGAGCUUCCUACGUGGUGCUACCUCAUAUGUUGAUCAGAUAUUCCUACUCAGACGAGGGUUAUUAGAGCACAUCCUGUCCUGCAUCAUCGACAGCGAAAGCACGUCCAGGGACAUCUUGCAGAGCAACUUUGAUUUGCUCGGAGAGCUCAUGAAGUUCAACGUCAAAGCCUUCAAGAUGUUUGACACAUGCGUAGACACUGAAGAAAAGUUUCAGAAAUUCUUGGCGCAGAUCAACAGCUCCCUGGUGGACUCAAACAUGUUCAUCCGCUGCAUCGUACUGUCGCUGGAACGCUUCUCUCAGACCGACGACUCCACCGUCGCGGAGGUGAUGCUGCAGUGCCGUCUGCUGACAUACAUGGCGAGCGUGGAGAACCAGCUCACCAUCCUGAUGCGCCUCAUCAGCAUUGUCCAGGUGGAGACACUCACUCAGGAAAACGUGAGCUGCCUGAACACGAGCCUCGUGUUCCUGAUGCUAGCCCUGCGGCGAGGGGGGCUGCCCAUCUACCUGAACGCACUGCGGGAGAAGGAGCUGGCUGACAACAAGCCAGGCCACGUGCUCACCAACUUCCACUCUCUGCUGCAGUUCUGGCAGACGCACUACCUGAACAAAGACAAGGACAGCACCUCCCUCGAGAACAGUUCCUGCAUAAACUUCAGCUAUUGGAAGGAAACCGUGUCCACUCUGCUGGACGAAGACCGCAGCUCCCCCUACGCCCUGCUCAGCUACGUGCGGCCGUCCUGCCUAGGCACUGACUCCGAGAACACCUGCAGUGAAAACUGAUCGAGCCUCCGCCAGGCUUUGUGCAAUGUCCCAAGAAACAAGUGCUUAUUAUUAUUUCUGUUUGACACGGGGAUGCUGCUGUGUUUUGGGUUCGGGGUGAAGUGUUGCUGAUGAAUUGGGUAGGGGGGAAAUAAUGUCUGGAGAAAUUUUGUGGAGAUCAUGUAAAUCACACGGUGCAUCAUCACAUUUUAAAAAAAAAAUCUGUCUAAAAUAAACAACUUUUUAUUGGACAAAUAAUUAAUUUGUAACAAAGUACAUAGCUAAAUAAAGCAAAUAUUGAAACAUCAGUUCAUUUACAAUUGCCACGCUUCAGUUAUUUUACUGUAUAAAAAUGUGUAUUGAGAAUCUCAGUAUGUGCCUUUAAAGCAAAGGCUCUGUUUGGGAUGUGUGCUGUGGCUUCCUAAUUUUUGUUUUGAACUGUUCAGAGAAAAAGUAUUAUUAAUAUUACUUUUUUGUAUUUGGACUUAAAAUCAGCAUUUGAUUUGUAAUUUUAGUACGGUAAAAUCAUUUAAUAAUUUUUUCAAACACUUGGUUAAAACUGUAACAUUUGUUAAAUAGCACCUUAAACUCCUUGUAUAAUUAUUACUGGUGACUUGGAUAAAGAUUAAAUGCAUCCAUUCUCAAAAUGUUUAUGAAAGCAACCAGCUAUUUCGUUUGUGUGAAUUAAGGUUUAAACAUUAAACUAAACUUUUUAUUUUACCAGGUAAGAUACAGCCCACUGAGUUAUACAGUAAGUCCCCAAUGGAAAUCCGACCUUACAGAAAUGCUCCCAUAAAUGAUGUUAAAACAAAUUCAACAUGCGGAAUUUUUUGCGUUUCUUAAGCGCAUAUAGUGCAGCGCGGUGAGGUUGCAGAUGAAUCCCGGAGCAAUUUACACCAAAGUGCGCAGCUUUCACCGAGCCCCGAGGUAAAUGGAAUGUUUUGUAGCAUUGUCAUUGUUUUAUAUGCUUACAACCAUCUUUUUCCCAUGUUUGUAUUGGUAGUGUCCUUCAUUUUAAGUUUAUUUCAUGAGUUAUUUACUGUAUGUACUUUAUUUAACACAAUUAUACUUCGAUUGCUUAUGGUCUUAGCUAACAGCGAUCAGAGAUGUCUAGGCCUAGCCUAAUGCACGGUAAACGAACAUUCGGAAGUGGCUCUCUGUUAACAAUAUAAAAAUAUUUCGUGGUAUUCAGAAACAAUUGGAUACAGUAUAUGUUCCAUUAGUUUAAUUAUGGGUAGUGUAGGGGUAGAUAUUCGAUAAAUGAAUCAUAGAAAGUGCAGAGGGUAUGCACAGCGAUGUGAUACCGAGAUAAAACGAACUAGUAAUUGGGUAUGGGAGGCACAAUUGUUUUCGGGGAUGGGAUUUCAUCUUGAUUUUGGGGGAAAAUUGUUCAGUUUCCGACAUACAGAAAAUGUGGGUUAAGGAUCGUUCUCAGGAACGUAACCCAUGAACUGUUUGUGUAGCUCUUUUUCAGAAGCUAUCUGGCCACAAAUGAUAAAAUGGCUUGUGGAAAUUUAUAGCAGCCAAAUACUUAACGCAUAUUAAUUCUAAAUGUGGAGGGAAAAACCAGAGGACCUGCAGAAAAAUCCACGCGACCACAGGGAGAACAUGCAAACUCCAAACACAGGUGUCGGGAUCGAGUUUAUGAUUUGCAUACCAGGUGAGAUAGUUAACAUCUCCCCACCACGGCACCCAAGGAUGAUUGACUCGAGGCUAGUCCAGGGCACACGUUCAAACGGGUUUGCUGCUAAUUUAAUAUUUCCAAUACGUUCUUAAACACGAAUGCAAUUAAAGCGUAUUACAUAUGCAUAUGGGUAAACUAAAAAACUUCCAAAUUUCAGUUUUGUAACAGGACACAUUCUAUUGACUGCAUAUAGAAUGUCUAUUUUUAUGUUAAUGAGUAUUAAUGUCAUGGCGCUUUGGGUGGCAAAUGUGCCACGUUUAAGCAAACAAAAUUUACUUGACAACAGUAAUUACAAUAUUGCUAAUGCCCCAGAAAAUAGCAUUACAUCAGGGAUAAACAAUAUUGUUCCUGCACUGUCACAGAAACGUUUCCAACAAUGCAACUAGCCAUAUAUGUGGUGAUCUAUAAAAAACAUAGCACAACCGUUACUGUUUCAAAAUGACUGUACAACAUUAAAAUAUCUUUGAAUUAAUUGCUGGUGCCAUCACUUCAAUGAACUCCCGAGUGAACAAGGCCAUACAAGUCUGAUGCCAACAACCCUGGCACGUCACACGUUUGGACCAUGAUGCUGCCUUUGAAAGUAAUAAUUUCAACUUGUAAUGCACCCACGGCAUACGCUCAUUUGGAGUGAGGCGCGACAAGGAACCACAGUGCAGUCUGAAGUUUUUUUUCUCAGCCAAUGUGGAAGUAAACCCACCCAUGCGAGGGGACAAAAGUGAGAGCAGUCAGAGUGACUGAAGUGCUAACAUUGCGUUGUUCUGGGGGUUGUAAUCGGCACAAGCUGGCAACUGUUGUUGAUCAGGCCAUGUCUGUUCGGCAUGGCAAGUCCAUCUGAUGGUCAAAAGCAUCCUUCCUAGCAGCUGCACUUUUCACUGGAAAAUGUUUUAGAACUUAUUCUGAAGUCGAUAUUCAUAAACCUUGAGAGAAUCUACUGGGGCUCUGACCAUCCCCCCACAAUGAAGGCAGCACUGCAAUGUCCACACCUCAUUGUUGAGAUUGAGCGAGAUUGUAGAGCAUCAAACAGGAAGUGGUGCAUGCUGCUCUAAUGCUGACUCAAAUACUUGAGCGCUUGAUGAAUAUUAAGUUUUUGAUAAAUUAACACCACAAUCUGCAGCAUCAUGGUCACCUACCUGGUAGGGACUUACAUAAAUGGCAUUGAAUGGGUGAAGACAGGCUGUGAAUAUGUAUGUUUUUGAACUUAUUUUCCACCAUACGUAGCCAACCGUGUUAAUCAGAGGUCAAUCUGUCUGAAAAUAUAACAAGUUCUAAAAGUCCUGUAUUAGAAUACUCUGUAUAUAAUGCCAUAACGUAUCUGAAUAGGUUUAAAAGUAAUUGUAAAUUAACUAUACAGUACCAUGUUUGAAUCGUAAAACGUGCUAUCAAUAGUGGUACCUGUUCACGCUAAAGCUAUUGCCGAUUAGGUUGUCAUUGAAGAAGCCUGUGCUGCGGCUCUAACUGGUGGCUGUCCCUGCUCGUAUUAUUUUAAACAAUGCGUUCACAUUGUUCGUUUUGAUAGCUUCACGGCAGGCAGAUAUCACCAACAUCUUUGGUUUUCCCGCUGCGAAGAAAAAAACACCGAGUCAGAAUGAAAAUACUACCACAUUGAUUAACAUUUCUAAUAAAAAAAAUAUAUUUAAA
Petromyzon marinus (sea lamprey) is the source of this 6200-nucleotide messenger RNA. It is a transcript of the gene TRPC4AP, whose product is annotated as transient receptor potential cation channel subfamily C member 4 associated protein. Gene Ontology annotation, cellular component: Cul4A-RING E3 ubiquitin ligase complex. Gene Ontology annotation, biological process: ubiquitin-dependent protein catabolic process. Gene Ontology annotation, molecular function: phosphatase binding. NCBI's taxonomy places the organism in Eukaryota, Metazoa, Chordata, Hyperoartia, Petromyzontiformes, Petromyzontidae. The record is from RefSeq and is a predicted model, not a curated record.